GAGGUCCAGUUUGUGUUAUGAACAAAUGCAACAACGAGAGGUUUGGCUUUCAAUUAUACAAUGAAGCAGAUGAACACAGGCCACACAGAGGAAUGAAACACCAGCGUGAAGAUUAACACCACAUUUCUCAGACCAGAAUCAGGAGUCAGCUUCUUGAUAUUCAGGUACCACCACUUCGAAAGGCACCUGUUGAGGCUGGACAGGAGUUUCCUCUCAGACUCCAGAGGACUCGACCCAUCAUCGCUCUGACUUGCACUGACAAGCAGCCAUGAGCUCCUUUGUGUGGGGCUGCGUCACUGACUUCUUCACCUACGAGACCACCAAGUCUGUGGUGGUGAAGAGCUGGUCUGUGGGCAUCAUCAACCGGAUUGUACAGCUACUCAUCAUCGCAUAUUUUGUCGGAUGGGUCUUUAUCCACGAGAAAGCUUAUCAGGUGACCGACACCGGCAUCGAGUCCUCUGUGAUGACCAAAGUUAAAGGCUUUGGUUACCAUCAAAACCGCAUUAUGGACGUGGCUGACUACGUCUACCCCCCACAGGGUGCUGGUGUGUUCUGCAUCAUGACCAAACUCAUCAUCACCGAAAAUCAGUUCCAAGGAAAAUGUGCAGAGUCUGUUGAUAUGUUUAGUUGUGAAACAGAUGAAGACUGCCACAAGCAUUUUGGAGCCAUCCUUUCCAACGGUGCAAUAACAGGUGUCUGUCUUAAAUCUUACAAUGACACGGAGGGUCAGUGUGAGAUUAAAGGAUGGUGUCCAACUGAGAACAACAAUUACAAGAUAAAGCCGAUGCUGGAUGUGGACAACUUCACCAUCUUCAUCAAAAACAGUAUUCGUUUUCCACUCUUCAACGUCACCAGAGGGAACUUUCCCACCACAAUGACGUCCUCAGAGAUCAAGAGAUGUACCUACCAUCCGAAGAAGAACCCCUUCUGCCCCAUCUUUCGUGUGGGGGACGUGCUGAGCUACACCGGGCAGAAUGUGGCUGGCCUGGCAGACAAGGGUGGAGAAAUAGGAAUAAACAUCGGGUGGAAUUGUAACCUGGACCUGAACAUUGAAAAAUGUGUACCCAAGUACUCUUUCACGCGACUUGAUGCACCGUUUGCCAAGAAUGCCGUCUCCAAAGGCUACAACUUCAGAUUUGCCAAAUAUUUCAAGACAGAGAAUGGGACUGAGUUUCGGACCCUCCACAAAGCAUUUGCAAUCCGCUUUGAUGUUAUGGUCACUGGCAAUGCAGGAAAGUUUGACACAAUCCCGACACUGAUCAACUUGGUAGCUGCAUUCACCUCUGUUGGACUGGGCACGGUCCUCUGUGACGUUAUCCUACUGAACUUCUUGAAAGGGGCAGAUCAGUACAAAGCCAAGAAGUUUGAAGAGGUGUCAGAGGCUCAGAUAGAAGCAUCGCUUGCUCAGAGCCCAGGCAGCCAGCUGUCACUCAAACCAGGUAUCAAGAGUUCGUACGACUCUGGAGCCAUUUCCCUCGCUACCUCUGACCAACAAAUGUGACUGACGACAAAAACAACCAGAAGAACUGGACAAUCCUCUUUCUCUUAUUGCCACUCUAGAGAUUCAUUAGGUGUUUUUUUUUAGAUUGGUAAUUAGCCAUCUUCACAAUUUCACAACUAGAAGUGAGUCAGAGGAAAAGAACUGUGGCCUUAUAUGUCAUAACAAUAACUAGCAAACCAGAGCCUCCUUGUUAGGAAUAUUUUCUCUAAAUAAGGAUCAACUCUUCACCAUUUAAAUAAAGCUACAGCCAUUAAACUCAGAGGGAAACAUCGAGUAGUAAAAACAUUAUUUUAUUUAUCAUUGUACGAGACUUUUUACAGUGUCAAUAAACUGCAACUUUCUCUUUGUCAGCCAAAAAAAAUAUUAAAGCUAAAUAAAUGCCCCUUGUGCUUUACAGUUAGCUUCGCUCAAACAAACCAAAAAUUAAAAAAAACAACAAAACAAAAAAAUACAAUGCUGAUAAUAAAAGCAUUUGUGUAACAUUUUGGAGUAUUUCACUUUAUUGUCUGACCUUCUUCUCCGCCCUGCCUGCAUAAAUAAAAGCACUAAAGAAUC
This is a messenger RNA of Larimichthys crocea (large yellow croaker), 2056 nucleotides long. RefSeq names its product purinergic receptor P2X, ligand-gated ion channel, 3a (gene p2rx3a). Gene Ontology annotation, cellular component: plasma membrane. The transcript has 12 exons. NCBI's taxonomy places the organism in Eukaryota, Metazoa, Chordata, Actinopteri, Sciaenidae. Bases 269 to 1501 code for a protein of 410 amino acids. Gene Ontology annotation, biological process: calcium ion transmembrane transport; response to ATP. The record is from RefSeq and is a predicted model, not a curated record. Gene Ontology annotation, molecular function: extracellularly ATP-gated monoatomic cation channel activity; purinergic nucleotide receptor activity; ATP binding.